GCCACGCCCCUUCCUGCCCCUCCCCCUAGCAACGCGGUGGCUUGUAUUGGCAACCGCGGGCUCCACUCGGCGGCUGGUGCAGCUGCUGCGGCAUCGGCGGUGCCUGCGGCGGAGGCGGCCGGCCCAUGGAGCAACCCCAGCUACCCCUACGGCCGCGGUCCGGCCCCCGCCCCCCGGGGGCGCUGUGACCUCGGCCAUGCUGCAUCCCCACGCGCAGAGACUCAGCGCCUCUGCCCAGGGCAAGAAGGAGUGGAAGUCCCAGGGCAGCGGCAGGAAGAGCCGACCCCGCCUGGCCUCCAGCCUGGCCGUGACCUCGCCGGACGACCCCCUGGCCGCCCUGAGCCCCGAGGCCGCCGGCGGCAAGCCCAAGUCCGGCAGCAGCCCCCGCCACAUCCCCGUGGUCAGGCUCAAGGUGGUCACCGACAUGGACUUGGGCUUGGCCCAGGGUGUGCAGUUCAAGACCAUGGAUCUGAACAGCAUCAUCGGACUCCUUGAAAAACAACCCAAAGAUGAUUUAGAAGAAAGGCAACUCCAGUCUAUUAAGAUGAUGGUGCAGUGUUAUCAGAAUGGAUUUCCUCUCAGGGAUUUGGCACAAAUAUUCAAAAUCAUGAGUCUGUGUUCAGAAAAGAUUGAAAAACAGCCCGUUUUUCUGGAGAUUGUCUGUGAAAUUCUGAAACUGUGCCGCUUGCCAUUUCUGAAAAAGAAAACUUCAGAUGAAAUCACUUACGCAAAAGAAAUCUCAGAGGCAGUUUCACAUCUAGGUGACUUGAUAAAGAUACCAAAUUCUGAAUUGAGGAUACAACUUUGUAAGUGUAUUGUUGACUUUUACCAUGCAGAACCACUGAAAAAGCAAAUUGCAGGUUAUCAGCAAGUUUCUUCAACUUACAAGAUUCAGAUGAUUGAGUCAGGAGGGUUGGCAGAAAUUUUAGUCCUUUCGUGGGAUCUCCUUCAAGCUGAACUUAUUGAAAAAUUAUGGUUACUUAAAACUUUGCAGCAUCUCUCUACUUCUGAAAUUAAUUGUAAUUUAAUGAUAAAAGCCCUAGCAGCCAACAAAAUCUGCUCCUGCCUAAAUAACCCAGAUCCUUCUGGACAGCUUCUGUUCCGUUCAUCAGAAAUCCUGUGGAAUUUAUUAGAAAAAUCUUCAAAAGAGGAAAUCAUCAAACAGCUCAGCCACUUGGAAUGUUUACUGGCUCUGAAGGAAGUAUUUAAGAAUCUGUUCACUAAAGGUUAUCGUCAUUAUGAUCGGCAGCUUAGGAAUGACAUCUUAGUAAUCACCACAAUUAUAGCUCAAAACCCGGGAGCACCAAUGAUUGAAAGUGGAUUUACCCGAGUUCUGAUACUUUUUGCAACAUUUAACGAAGUUAAAAGUCAAGAUCCUUUGGUAAAAGGACUUAAACUUUCUAAUAGCUAUGAAGAUUUUGAGCUGAAGAAAUUGCUGUUUAAUAUCAUUGUGGUUUUGUGUAGAGAUUUGCCAACUGUACAGUUAUUAAUUGAAGGUAAAACAGUGGAAGCUUUGUUUUCCUAUGUUAAGAAAACUGAAAGACACAAAGUAAUUGAAUGGUCGGCUGCUCAGCAUGAAGAAUUACAGCUCCACGCAAUUGCAACCUUAGCAUCAGUGGCCCCUUUGCUGAUAGAUGAUUACCUGGCUUGCAAUGGAAAUUCUCGAAUUCUGAUGUUUUUAGAAUGGUGUGUAAAUGAAGAAACCUUCUUUAGUCAAGGCAACAGUUUCCAUGGCACGGGUGGCCGUGGCAACAAAUUUGCGCAGAUGCGGUACACCGUGAGGCUUUUGAGAGCUAUGGUAUCCCUUGGUAACGAUGUUGUAAACCAGGAUCUCUGUGACCAUGGAGCUAUUAAUCAAUUGAUAGGAAUCUUAAAAACCACAGUAAUUAAGCUUAAGGAAGAGGCCAUUGUUUUGGAAAUUAAAUCAGAUAUAUUACUUAUCUUGUCUGGUGUUUGCGAAAAUAAUAAUCAAAGGAAGGAAUUGUUUGGAAAUGAAGGAGUGGAUAUGAUUCUUCAUCUAAUGAAAAUUGACCCUAAAAAGUUUCAGAGUGGAUUAGGUUAUAAACGACUUCUUUUCAGUACAUUGGACAGCUUGUGGUGCUGUAUUUUGGGAUGUUAUUCCUUAGAAGACUAUUUUCUUGAAAAAGAUGGUAUUUUCCUACUUUUGGAUCUGUUAGCUUUAAACCAAAAAAACUUCUGUAAUCUAAUUCUUGGAAUAAUGGUUGAAUUCUGUGACAAUCCCAAAACUUCUGUUCAUGUCAAUACUUGGCGAGGAAAGAAAGACCAGACAGCUGCAAAUCUCUUAAUUAAGUUGUGGAGAGAAGAAGAAAAAGACUUAGGAGUAAAACGUGAUAAAGAUGGGAAAAUAAUUGAUGCCAAGAAACCUCUAAUUACUACUUUUCAAGAAGAACAAAAAAUCAUCCCAGCGCCUCCCUCCUGUCCAACUACUUCAAUCAUGGAGGUUUCUGAAAAUAUCAGAGCAAAAAUUUAUGCUGUAUUAGGCAAACUAGAUUUUGAAAAUCUACCAGGCUUGUCGGCUGAAGAUUUUGUCACCCUCUGUGUCAUACAUAGAUAUCUUGAUUUUAAAACUGGAGAAAUAUGGAAUGAAAUAAAUGAAGAACUAAAAGUUGAACGAUUCAGACCCAUCAGUACCGAUAAAGAAAUACUGGACUCUAUUACAGUAGCUUCAGAAAACAUUGGGAAAAUGGUGGCUACACUGCAGAAUGAAAUGGUGGAGAGCCAACGAAGCCAAGACAUUCAGAGUGAACAGAAAGCAUAUACAAAGCUACGUGCCACUCAUAGGCAAAAAGAUAUGGCUAAUAAAUCUUGGGCAAAAUUCUUGAGUAGAACAUCAAAUGCUAAAGCUUUAAAGAAAGCAAAGAAGCUUCAGGAAAAAGCUAUUGAGUCUUCCAGACCCAAAGAAUAUCCACAGAAUGCCAUAAUUCAUCCAACGGAUAUCAAAGGCCUGAAUAUAACAGAAAGCAGUGAUGGGAAAGUCUUUUCAACAAAGCUAGAACAAAAAACAGAUGGGCGAAGUACUCUAAAGAAGGCCUUUAAAGACCCACCUCCUCAGCAGGAUAUUUCUAUGAAACAUGUCAACCAGGAAAGCUUGACACGGAAUGUCCUCACGGAUACAUUGGAAGCUCAGACCAAAAAACUAAAAAAAAAGACAACAAAAGAUAAUCAAAUCACAACAAAAAAUACUAAAAGUACUUGACACCAUCACCACUAAAGCAAACAGUUCGGUCACAAUUAGAAACAAAAUUCACCACUUAGGAAUGGAUGGACAAAGUAAAACGCAGCACUCUGUCUGCGUGUAUGUUUAGGAUAUAUGGGUGUAUGCAUACAUUCAUUUCUACAGAGAAAGUUCUGUAUAAGAAGACUCACAACACUGCUGCAAGAAAAAUCUUCUGUAGUCUAAGAUACCUAGCAGGAAGGGGUUUCAUGGAAACAAAACUCUAGGAACAGUAGCUUGGAUUUAAUCCCAGGAGAGCUUUUGUCUUCCAGUUUUUCCCACAUCAGCAGUUACCCCCAACACUUCAAAGGCCUGUGGUUUCCUUAUUGUGGGUUCUCUUCCACCGACAUAGAUUCGAAUGCUUCUGUAAUUUGAAACAACUCUUCAAGAGUCGCUGUGGCCAAAACAUUCACCAUCUUACAGCCAGCCUGAGAACAGACGGGCGCAUCCCUGGGCCUCCCUCCCAGCCGUUCCCGCUUGAGAGGCCCCACCGAAGAAUAAAUGCCCGACGGGCCCUUGGGGACUCAUAAAAGGCACCUGAAAACUCGUGGAAACACAAAAUAUGUGGCCUUCUUCAGUUGUUUUAAUCCCAGUCUUACUCUGCCCUAGGCCACCACAAUUUGGGCCAGGGCUUCCCGUCCCACUUUGUCCUAAAAUGCCAAUUGUUUAGUCUCUGCCAGACUCAGCCCCCUGUCUCCCAUUCUGUCUCCUUUAGCAUAAAUAGUUUCAAGGCCCGGGCGGGACCUUUUGCCUCUGCAGCUUUGAGCUCUCCUCCUUAGGAUCUGCGCAGGGAGUUCCUUGCCACUUGUCAUUUUUAUGCUACAAGUCUCUGAGGCUACAUUCCCCAACAUCCCUCUUCUGCUGAGCGUCCCUCUAAGCCCAUGGUCAGAAGCAUUGGAAGGGAAAAAUGCUUUUGCUUCAUCUUUUAAUGGGCCUAAGGUUAUUUAAUUACAAGGGGUUCAGAUUUCAAUCCAUUCUCGACUUCUUAUCCGUCUCCUUUAUAAUACAACCGAAUGUAUUAGGAGUCGUAUCUUGGCCUUUUAAUGUUACCUGAGUACAAAUGCAGCUCACAAGCCCUCCAUAUUUUAUCCUUGACUUAUUACAUGAGAGGCUCACCUCGUUUUCUGAUCAUACAUCUCAUAUAAUAUCUUUUAAAACAUUUGUGGAUAAUUCAUUGUUGGCAGUAAUCUGCAGCCUCUUUAUACUGCCGUACAUCUCUCUAUUGCCUUUUGUUCAACCUGAAAUUUUGCUUCUUUGGAAAACUGCAGCAUUCUGUGAUUGACAGACAGAGAACAGGAACCCCAGGAGAUUUUGCUGUUAUUGUUCUAGUCCUGUGAGUCAGUGUAGGAAGUAAAUUCCACUUAGCAACACAGAUCAGCAAUUUUUCUCUAAAUUAUAGUCUUGCAAAAUUACCUUAAGUAGAAGAAUUUGGGGUUUUGUUUUAGGAAAAAGCUCAGGCUCAUUAAAACAACUGUGCAGUUUUUCCCAAGUCAAGUUCAUUUACUUCUUUCUUCUAUUCAGUAUGAACUCCUGUUCACCAUCUGUCUGCAGUAUCUGUCCAUGAUAUGUGUGCUGACGAACCAGCUCUGUGAACUGCCUGUCUAUCUAACUAUUGUCUGGACAAUAGGCAUUCCUCAUCUACUUGGUAUUUUCUCCCUAGAUUAUUAGAUCAAACUCCUAGGAAUGGCAGUAAAUCUUAUUUACGUACAGUAGCAUUGCAGACAUGAACAUAUGGAAUCCUUCUGUUUAUAUUCAGAACCAAACAUCCUCCAUGAUAGAAGCAAGCACAUUGGUGAGCAUGUAACUCCUUUUUGUGUGUAUUGCUUCAUGAAUUAAGAGUAUUGUGGGGAGCCAGGGUGGCAGGGAAUGGACAGGACUUUGCCUGGCUUCCCUCAGAAUCAAUACCAGAGAAUUAUGAAUCACAUUCAUCUCUUAUAUCUAUCAAGGAACCUGUUCCAUCUUAACCUAUACAUGUAAAACGUUCAUGUUUGGUAUGGGAAGGUCUCUGUGGCUAGCUAUGUUUUGCUCUAAUGUAUCAUAAGAUUUUUUUUAAUAAUCAGCAAACCAUUAUAUUUUCUAGCAAUUUACUAUGAAGGUAUAGUCUGUUAAAGAAAAUUACUUGCAAAAUCCUAUCUUCUCAUUUUUCAUCAAGGAUGGUAUUUGUGUAACAAUCCUUUUAAACAGAUUGAAGAAAUGAAAAAUAGGAAUAGACGUCAGGAAUUGUGAUUCUCUUGAUUGUAGUAAUAUUUGAGAAAAUACACGUGCAAAAGUUACUAGUAGUAA
Messenger RNA from Sarcophilus harrisii (Tasmanian devil), 5518 nucleotides. RefSeq names its product cilia and flagella associated protein 69 (gene CFAP69). Gene Ontology annotation, cellular component: non-motile cilium; sperm midpiece. NCBI's taxonomy places the organism in Eukaryota, Metazoa, Chordata, Mammalia, Dasyuromorphia, Dasyuridae. The coding region runs from base 197 to 3217 and encodes 1006 amino acids. The record is from RefSeq and is a predicted model, not a curated record. The transcript is spliced from 23 exons. Gene Ontology annotation, biological process: response to odorant; positive regulation of flagellated sperm motility; olfactory behavior.